Messenger RNA from Paramuricea clavata, 1080 nucleotides. Lineage: Eukaryota; Metazoa; Cnidaria; Anthozoa; Malacalcyonacea; Plexauridae. The record is from the annotation of a GenBank genome assembly.
AUGUCCUUAACAACAGGCCGCCUACCUAUGGAAUGGAAACAUGCGAACGUUAUACCCAUCCACAAAAAAGACUGUAUCGAACCCGUGACCAACUACCGUCCCAUUUCCCUUCUGCCAAUAAUUUCCAAAGUUCUCGAAAGAUGCGUGUUCAAUAACAUUUACCCCUUUGUCCGUGUACUGAUCAAUAAUGUCCAACAUGGCUUCUUAAGAAAUCGUUCAUGUAUAACCCAGCUUCUAGGUAUACUACAUGACAUUGGUAAAAAUCUGGAUCGAAACAAACAAAUCGAUGUGCUAUACCUAGAUUUCUCGAAAGCGUUCGACUCUGUAGAUCAUGACAUUCUACUUCACAAACUACAAAUGCAUGGCAUAAACGGAACGCUUUUACGAUGGUUCGAAAACUACUUGAACGAUAGAUGGCAGCGAGUUGUCAUUGAUGGUGCAGCUUCUACAUGGUCUCCAGUAACAUCAGGUGUACCGCAAGGCAGCAUUCUGGGACCGUUGCUUUUUGUCAUAUUCAUAAAUGAUCUUCCCGAUAACGUUUCACCCAGUACGAACUCAGCACUGUAUGCAGAUGAUUCAAAGUUAUACAGAGAAAUAAAAUCGGUAGAAGAUUGCCAGUUCCUGCAAGACGACCUUGCCAAACUGGAAAAAUGGAGCACUGAUUCAAAAAUGCGAUUUAACACUGAAAAGUGCAAAGUGCUGACAAUAUCAAGAAAGCAACACCCAACGCGAUUUCCAUAUCGCAUAUAUGGUAAUGAAUUAUCUCCUUGUCAAGCCGAGAAAGAUCUUGGUAUGCUCGUGACCAGCAAUUUGAAAUGGGGCCCACACAUACUGAAGAUGGUGGCGAAGGCAAAUAAAAUGCUUGGUAUCCUCAAACGCUCAUGCUUUGACAUUAACCACACCCAGGUCAGACGGACCUUAUAUCUAACGCUAGUUAAAUCUCAACUUGUUUAUGGAAGCGAGGUAUGGUGCCCUCCUAACAACAAAGAAAAUCGAAGGAGUUCAAAGAAGAGCAACACUGUGGAUACUAAAGAAGAAACGCGGAGAACUAAGUUACAAACAGCGCUUAAUGCAACUUAA